Molecule: messenger RNA, 2118 nt
Organism: Botrytis fragariae
Lineage: Eukaryota; Fungi; Ascomycota; Leotiomycetes; Helotiales; Sclerotiniaceae
Product: putative sulfur metabolite repression control protein
Exons: 2
Coding region: 1-2118 (705 amino acids)
Molecular function (GO): protein binding
Source: RefSeq, a predicted model, not a curated record
AUGGUCACUAUGGCGUCAAAUCAUGACGAAUCUUCAGCAUUGCGCCAUAACGUCGAAUUGGAUCUGGAGCGGUCAAGGAGGAAUACUUCAACAGGAGACAUUCAAGAAUUAUGUUUAGCAACAAAAGAACAAUCGAAUCGCGAAAAUCUUGAUACUGAUAUAGUUGAAUCCAUUGAACCUCUUUCAAUGGAGGACAAUUGCAGAGCCGAUCACGAUCAUUCCGAUCCUACAAUCACCAUCUCGUCGACAAGUAAAUUGGCAGGUCAAACAGUUGCGCCUUUUCUUGCGAAACACAUUCCAGAACAAUACGCUCCUUUUGGACCCCCACAAACUACAUCAAUCUCCCGAAAAGAUCCAAACACAAAAUAUUGUUAUCGACAUCGACCAGAUUCGAAAUGUCGAAGAACCGCAGAUGAACCUACCAUGGAGAAUUUACAAAGAGAACUUGAGACCUUGUCGCAAUCAGAUCAACAAGGUAUCUCUCAUGUUUGGACACUAUUCUCUGCUGCGCCAUCGAAACAUCGAAACCUUAUGCUUCAAGGCAUCCUAUCGCAAUGCUGCUUUCCACAAUUAUCCUACCUCUCCUCCGCUGUCAAGAACCUCAUACGAAUUGACUUCAUCACAGCUUUACCUUCCGAAAUCUCCUUUAAAAUUCUCUGCUACCUCGAUACAACUUCUUUAUGCAAAGCUGCUCAAGUCAGUAGACAAUGGCGAAUAAUGGCGGAUGACGAUGUUGUUUGGCACAAGAUGUGUGAACAGCAUAUUGAUAGAAAAUGUACAAAGUGUGGUUGGGGUUUACCAUUGUUGGAGCGAAAACGAUUGAGAGAUUGGAAGAGACAACAACAACUGCGAGCUACAGGAUUAGGUCUUAAUGGUCAAUCGCCUCAGAUCACAGCCAUGUCGGAUACUUUGCGCAACACGGGAACAAGUGUUGUGACAUUAAAUGCUUCAGGGAAGAGAAGUGCCACUGAGUCGGAGUCCUCAGGAGAAAGCUCAAAGCGACAACGUACCAAUCCGGAGGAAUCAUGCCUUGGAAGACCAAGAUUUAGGCCAUGGAAGGACGUAUACAAGGAUCGAUUCAAGGUUGGAACGAAUUGGAAAUAUGGUCGAUGCUCGUUGAAAAUAUUCCGAGGUCAUUCAAAUGGUGUUACUUGUUUACAAUUCGACGACAAUAUCCUCGCUACUGGAUCAUAUGAUACCACCAUCAAGAUUUGGGAUAUCGAGACGGGAGAAUGUUUACGAACUUUACGUGGUCAUACAUCUGGAAUUCGAACAUUGCAAUUUGAUGACACCAAGUUGAUCAGUGGAAGUCUCGAUAGAAGUAUUCGGGUUUGGAAUUGGCGUACUGGAGAAUGUAUGUCGUCUUAUCCGGGCCAUACUGAUGGAGUUGUUGGUCUUCACUUUGAAGGAAAUCUUCUAGCCUCAGGUUCUAUUGACCGAACGGUUAAGGUCUGGAAUUUUGAAGAUAAAUCUACAUUCGGUUUACGGGGUCACAAGGACUGGGUUAAUGCCGUCAAAGUUGAUUCGGCUUCCAGAACAUUAUUUUCUGCUUCUGAUGAUUGUACCAUUCGACUUUGGGAUCUGGACACUCGACGUACGAUCCAGACUUUUGAAGGUCAUGUGGGGCCAGUUCAACAAGUCACCAUCCUACCACCCGAGUAUGAAUUUGAUGAUGUGGAUGUUGAAGAAGCAGAUGAUGGAACAUCAAGUACAGCAUCAUCAACUGAACUCAAUCGACCAAUCGGAGAAAGUUGUUCUUCGUCUCAAGGCUCCUCUCUAUUUGAUUCGUGGCCAGCAGGUCGUCCUCGUCCUCCCCGCUAUAUCCUCACCGGUGCGUUGGACAAUAAUCUUCGUCUCUGGGAUGUAUCAACAGGUCGCUGUCUCAAAACACUCUUUGGUCAUGUGGAAGGUGUAUGGGCACUUGCAGGUGAUACAUUGAGAGUUGUCAGUGGAGCCCAAGAUAUGAUGACGAAAGUAUGGGAUGCGAGGACGGGAAAAUGUGAUAGGACAUUUACGGGUCAUAGAGGUCCAGUUACAUGUAUCGGAUUAAGUGAUAGUAGAAUGUGUACAGGAAGUGAGGAUUGUGAAGUUAGACUUUAUAGUUUCAAGGGGAAGUAG